Molecule: messenger RNA, 3906 nt
Organism: Phlebotomus papatasi
Lineage: Eukaryota; Metazoa; Arthropoda; Insecta; Diptera; Psychodidae
Product: trypsin 3A1-like
Exons: 3
Coding region: 51-809 (252 amino acids)
Biological process (GO): proteolysis
Molecular function (GO): serine-type endopeptidase activity
Source: RefSeq, a predicted model, not a curated record
UUGCACUUUGUAGUAUUUCAUUUUUACCAAAAGUUUGAACAAACUCUGCUAUGAUUUUAGAUAAAAUUCGUAAGAAUACCACUUUAAAAAGUGACGGAAGACUUUAUGGUGGUUACAAUAUUAGUAUUAAAGAGGUUCCUUAUCAUGUCGGCAUUGAAAUAAAAUCUGUACAUCGAUGCAGUGGCUUCAUCAUAAGUCGAACUUACGUCUUAUCAGCUGCUCACUGUUUCGAUGAAGUUAAAAGCCCUCAAGAGAUAAAAGUCAGAGCUGGAACUACGUACAAAGAAAGGGAUGGUGUCUUAUAUGGCGUCAAGAAAUUUUACAAUCAUCCACUUUAUGGGACAAAAGAAAACGUCUAUGAUUAUGAUUUUGCAAUCUUAGAACUGACACGGAAAAUAACUUAUAAUAACAAUACUAUAGCAAAAAUCGAAUUACCAAAACAAAAUGAGAAAUUUUCUGAUAACAUUGUGCUAAAGGUCACUGGCUGGGGUUUUACAGAAGAUGGUAUAGAACAUUACACAUUGCGAGCUGUAGAUAUACUUAAAAUUAAUCACAAAAAAUGCUACGACCAAUAUAAAAAUACUAUUUACAAAGGAAUAACACCAAGAAUGUUCUGUGCUGGUUCACCAGGAAAAGAUGCUUGUAAAGGAGAUUCUGGUGGAGCUUUGGUUAGGACUAGAUCAGAAGGACGUAAAGUUGCAAUUGGUAUUACAUCUUGGGGCAAAGACUGUGCCUUACCAGAACAUCCUGGCGUUUAUGCAAAGGUUUCAACAGUUAGAGACUGGAUAAAAAAUAUAACUAAUGUUUAAUAUUAUUUUUUUCCGGUAUACUUCGAAAGAAAAGAUUUUUAACUAGAGACUUGGUCAUAAAUUUAGAAAAAAUACACUUUAUCAAAAUAAAUUUACAAUCAAACAAAAAUUGAUGUGAAAGUUAUGCUCAACGCACAAUAACUUUUGUUUUGUAAACAUGUUUUUGACAUUUCAGUGAGAGUAAGCGAGAUCUAAAUCUCGUCUUCUCGCUCAUUCUAAUGGGAAAUUUUGAAAACAUGUUUACAAACAAAAGUUAUUGUGCGCUGGUCAUUAUGCCCAACGCACAAUAACUUUUGUUUGUAAACAUGUUUUCAAAAUUUUCUAUAAGAGUGAGCGAGAUUACUAGAUCUAGAUCUCACUCACUCUCAUUGCAAUGCAAAAAAACAUGUUUACAAACAAAAGGUAUUGUGCGCUAGGCAUUAGAGAUUCUGUUUGACAAAUUUUAUCAAAAAAAAACUAGAUCCAAAAAAAGCCCAGAUUCAAAAAAGCGUUUUCGUAUUAUUCAUCCCGAUUAAUAAAGUUUGUUUAGUGGUCAAAUUCGAGAAGAAGCGUUAUGUACUCAUGACUUAAGGAAUUCAAACUUUCCAAAAUCGAUUGAGAGAUACGUUCUUUUUAGAAUUUCUUGAAAUCUCGACCUAGAAAUGUUGCUAAAAAAUAAUCACAAAUGAAGGAAAAAACCGCUUUCACGACAUUUUCAAUGAGUCGAUUUAUGGGGAGGUUCCUCGAGACCGUAAAGCACUAUCUCAAACCGUUUGGCCUCUAGCUCUGUUCGUGAUAAGACGAAUGGACAAACAGCGUGAGAUCAUUUCAUCGUGACUCACAUUAGUUUAAUAAAAGCUCCAUGAAGCUCCUUGAAAUGGCCAUUAGAUGCUGACUGGGCUUUAAUGUGGACCUGGGUAUGAAUUCUGAUUUGAUGAGUUUUUCACGUGAGAAAUUCACGGUUCUGAGAUCACCUUUAAUAAGCCUUUUGUCAAGCUUUCGUAAAAACAUUCAUGUGAAUUCUUAGAUGCUAUAAGUAUUUCACGUGAUAUUUUUUGUGAAAGCUUCACCAACCUUUACAAGACACAAUCAAAAAAACCGUGAGUUUCUCACGUGAAAAACUCACGCAUCUCAGAAUUCAUACCCUGGUCCACAUUAAAGCUCAGUCAGCAUCUAAUGGCCAUUUCAAGGAGCUUCAUGGAGCUUUUAUUAUACCCUGGUCUUGGAGCUUUAAUUAUAUUUAUUACACUCUGGUCCAGAAUUUUACUACGAGAAUUUGUCAUAUGACAUCGUUAUAAGGUAAAAUGCGUUCAAGUCAACCGAUUCCUCAAUUCGACCGGUAGAGUUAUUUAUUCAAUUUAUUUAUAUUUGCACUAAUAUUUGGCGUAUAGGUCAAUUAUUUCAUAAAUAAAUACGAAUCAGUGAAAAUUUUAUAGAAAUUCACCAUCAAACAUUCAAAUAUUGACCCACCGGUCGACUCGAGGGCACUUUACUCUUACGGAAUUUCCCUACUGGAAGAUGAUCCAGCAACCACAAGAUCUGCGAGGUACCGCUACCUACCAUUCGAAAUAAUCCUCGCAAUGAAAUCCACCGCACGGGUAUCGAGAUAACCGGGCAGUGGAAGACCGAAUGUGAACUUAUCAUAUGCGGACACAUGAUCAUAUUUGCGAAGUCAGAUCCGAAGACAUAAAUUAAAUGCAACUCUCAGACGACUAUGUGCAUCAGCAUGUGUUCUGAAGAACAACUCACAUCCGUAGGUGAAAAAUGGAACAAUAAGUGCUCUAACUCUGUUUGUCCAUCCGUUGUGUUAAAGAUAUCAAAGAUAUCUACUUGGGGUCUUUAUCCGUAUGACCUUUAUUUAUGGUGGUUUUCCAAUGAUAAAUGAACAUGUUUUAUUUAUCACUCUACUGUUCUCAAGUGCUUCUAAAUUAUCGACUUUUCUUUGGGACGGUUCCUGUCACGGUUGUUUUGUGGUUUUAGAACACGGUCAAAACUUGAAAAAACACUCGAGACAGUAAUUAACAUAAGGAAAACUGAAAAAUAUUAUUCUCUGAAGAAAGUAUUUCUGUGACCCAAUUGGGACCCAUUUAGAUUCAUUUGAAAGGUCUUUGACUCCCGGACAAAAUUAAAUUUCUCUUAACUGGUUAUUAUUAUUAAUCGUAUCGAGACAUUUUAUUUGUUAUUACAAUGUAAUCAUUAGAAAGUGCCGCGCGAUGGAAAAAUUGCUGAUCGUAGAUCGCCCAGAAAUACCUUCCGCGUAGUGAAUGCUUUUUCCGUGCUCCUGAAGGUUUCUGGGCAGAGGCGGUGCAUUUAAUUACGUUUUAUCAAAAUGAAAAAAUCUUUUUCUCGACAUUCAGUUGCUUGCACCGGGCGGGACUCGAUGUCACGGCUGUGAGAGUCAAGUCAGAGAUCUCACCGCCCAAGAGCCAACGGUCUUGCCUAUUUCGCCACUGAGAUCCCCUCUUAACCGGUAAAGCACUAAUAAAAUAAUUUUUUUUCUGAAAUUUACUUUUAAUAUUACUACACAAUUUUAAGUUGUACAAUUUCAAACGUUUUGCGAUAUGUUCAAAGUUCCAAACAAGGUGAUUUGAUCCCUGAAUUGUCACUUUGAAUCAAAUAAUUAAUACGAAACGAAUAUUUAGGACAGAGACUCAAGAAUGGUUAGACUUGAUUUAGACUUAAAUGGUUUAGACUUUCGGUAACUGAGCUAAAGCUCUAGUCUCAAGCACGUAUUCAAGAAUUUGACUGCAAAACCGGGACCACCCAAUCACUUUUAUUUACAAUGAUUUUAAGUAUCGAAAGUUACAAAUCUUUUCUUGUAUUGCCUUCAGGAUAGGGGUGAUUCAUUGUCAUUUCUAAUUCGAAACUUUAAGAUUUCCUCACUGAUUCAGAUGGGAAAAGUGCAGUACUUCUUCAUGAGUUUGUUCCCAAAGUUCCGAAUUAGAAAUGACUCUGAAUUACCCCAUUUUACUUCAUAUUUCUCAUUUAAAAGAAUGAUCUGUCAAUUAUGCUAUUCUCGAAUGGUUUAAAAGCCAAAUAAUCACAAUUCUCACCAAGACCUUAAUGUAUUAAUAAAUUUUUGAUUGAAUGCAUUAAAUUAGUUGCAAUAAAAAUCUAA